AUGGAGAAGAUCACUUCUCGGCUAUCCACCAACAUGAACCCUUCGUCGGACAAGCAGUCUGAGCCUGAGCGGCAUGCUAGUCCACUUGGUGGUGGUUAUCCGCCUGCUGAAUCUUCAAGCAUUAGAAUGGAAGUCGUCGAUGAUCAGAUAUUCUCUAUGAGUGACAUUGAUCCAAUUCUUGAUGCCAAAAUGCGCCUUGUGAACCAGACCAUGGAUGAGAUAGGGUGGACCAACUUCCAUCUCAAGUUGUUCUUCCUCAACGGUUUUGGAUACGCUGCUGAUUCUCUGAUACUCGCCCUUCAAGCCGUGACUGCCAGUCAAGCUGCUCUUGAGUUCAGUCCGUCCUUUGCGUAUGCUCUCAAUGUAUCUGUGUAUACAGGAAUGUUGGUUGGAGUGCUGUUCUGGGGACUAGGUGCCGAUGUCAUAGGUCGACGUUUUGCGUUCAAUGUUUCCAUCUUCUGCUCGUCCAUAUUUGCCAUCAUUGCCGGGGCAUCGCCCAACUGGAUCGUCCUUGCGACAUUUGUUGGCCUAGCUGCAUUCUUUGCUGGCGGUAAUCUCGUCUUGGACACGACCGUCUUUCUAGAGUUCCUUCCUGGCAACAAGCAAUGGCUGAUUACGCUUAUGGCCUGCUGGUGGGGUCUCGCAUAUGUGAUUGUUGCAGCCUUUUGUUGGCCAAUCUUCUCGACCCCAAGCCUUACCUGCGCAGUCUCUGACGGCUGCAUCAAAAAGAAUAACAUGGGCUGGCGAUAUGUCUGGUAUGGCAAUGGAGCACUUGUCCUCAUCUGCAGCAUUCUGCGAGUCACGGUGAUCCGACUUACGGAAACUCCUAAAUAUCUUCUUACCAAAAACCAAGACGCUGCUGUGGUAGAAGUCUUCCAGAAUCUCGCGAACAAAUACCAACGACCGUGCAGUCUGACUAUCGAGGGAUUGCAGUCUCUUGGAACCAUCGAAUCUACUUAUGGUAAAGCAAGGUAUGGUCUUGGUGAGUUCUGGGCACAUAUACGCGGGUUGUUCGCAACCAAACAGCUGGGCAUCUCUACUAUUAUGAUAUGGGCUUCAUGGACUCUCAUUGGUCUGGCAUAUCCACUAUUCUACGUCUUCCUCCCUGACUAUCUUGCUACACGCGGUGCUCAGACCGGGCAGUCUGGUCCUUACUAUCAGUGGAGGAACUAUAUGCUCAGCAGUAUCGCUGGAGUGUUUGGACCCGUCGCUGCCGGGUUCAUGUGCAACCUGAAGCCGCUGGGCCGGAAGUAUACCAUGGCAAUCGGUGCUAUUGUUACUAUGGCCUUUUUCUUUGCUUACACUGCUGUGCGCACCUCGGCUGAAAAUGUCGGGUUCAGCUGCGCCAUCUCUUUUUCGCUGAAUAUCUACUAUGGUACUCUAUACGCGUACACUCCUGAGUCACUACCGUCGGCCCAUCGUGCAACAGGCAAUGGCAUAGGCGUAGCAUGCAACCGAGUCAUGGGGUUAGUCUCCUCAUUCGUUGCCGCCUACGGUAACACGUCGUCAUCUGUGCCGAUCUACGCUGUUGUCGCAGUCAUGCUGCCAUUUGAGCCCUAUGGGAAGCGAGCUAUGUAG
Messenger RNA from Clonostachys byssicola, 1578 nucleotides. The record is from the annotation of a GenBank genome assembly. NCBI's taxonomy places the organism in Eukaryota, Fungi, Ascomycota, Sordariomycetes, Hypocreales, Bionectriaceae.